AUGGAGGAAGCUGUCAGGGGCAUGGAGGAGGCGGACCCCGGCAGCAGCGACGCAGCAUCAGCAACCCAUGAGUUCAACAGGCAGCUUGCCUGUGUCAGGUGGCUCAAGGACUGCAUGCUGCACCCCUCCCUGGAGGCGGGCCUGUCUGGUGCCCUGCACGCAGAAUCCAGCGGGCACCUGGUGGAGCCAGCAGUGCGCCUGGCUGCGGCGCUGCCGCUGCGUGCGUCCCAUGGCAUCAUGGGCGAUGCGCUGGUGUAUGGCCACGUGGCAGCUGGACAAGUGCUUUGGAAGCUGGUGCUUGCCAUGCGCCUGACGCUGGCAGAGAUGCGUGCCGCAGAGCAGCUCAGGUCAGACGCUCGUGCUGCACAGAAGGAUGGCGGCCGCAGCCAGGGUGUCAGCGGUGGGGAGCAGAGCCCAGCGGACAUCGACGACGGCGUGCAGGGUGGCUCAGGGUGCAGCGAUGAGGGCGGCAGCGGCGCUGCAAGCAGCACUAGCCGCAAGCGGAGCAGCCAGCAUUUCGAGGAGCGCAGGGCGGCAGCAUGGCAGGUUGUGCAGCUGUUGUUGCCGCGCAUGGAGGCUGUGCUGUGCCUGGCUCAGGCCCAAGCAGAGCCGCGCUGCAGCUUAGACGUGGCGUGCAUUUGCCAGAACUUCGCAGUCGCCCUCAGCUUGUUCGUCAGGGAUGGCAACACUUUUGAUCUGGGCCCCAUUACCAGCGAGGAGCAAGUGUCAGCCCUGGCUGAAGCAGCCUGUGCCGCCCUGCGGCUGCUGCCGAGGCUGGCCCAGAUCCACGACAGCUGGCAGCAGCAGACCCCAGCGGCCGCCUCCUGGAUUGCUGAUCAGCAAGGCGCUCCCGCCCUGCUGGCCUUUUUGCUAUUCAAUAACAUGUUUUGCAUGGCAUCGGUCCGUUCAGCCGCCGUCGCCAAGCAGAUCUGCGGCACAGGGCUCUCUGCAGCUGCGGCGGCCAGCCUGGCAGGCGGCCUGCUCCGCCUGCACAACCUCAGCUGCUGCAUGGUCCACUGGUUGGCAACCGCGGGCAGGCGCUCCACGCUGCUCCCAGAGAUGUUUGGCGAGAAGGAGGAGGCCCCUAUUGACUGGCACCGUGUGAUUGCGGUGGUCGGCAGCCUGCGAUCUGUCAUCUGCUUGUUACUGAAGGCGGCAGGCAUGGGGGGCACCUCGGCAUCUCCCUCAUCCAGCUGGCGGCACAUGGAGGUGCUGCACCAGGCGCAUCAGGAGGCGGUGCAAGUGGCGAUUGCGGCUGAGAUCAGCCUGCAGCCCAGCAGUGCGGAUGCAACCAGCCUGCUGACUCGGUGCUCAGCCAUCGCCCUGUUCAGCACAGCCAAAUACUGUCCGCAGCUGUUGGCUGUGGACUCUGGCUUCGCGAGCCUCCUGGUGCAGUCAAUACUUGCACAGGCCGGCAGCUCGUCUGCACCACUUCUGGAGGCAGCAUACGAGGCCCGUGACUCGGCCCAGCUAGCGGCGUUGCUGGCCGCGACCGGUCUGCUUGGCGGCCUACUGGAGGAAACCAGGGCGCUGGGUGGAGAUGGAGGUUCCACAGUUGAGAAAAAGGGGAUGGAUCGUCUGCUGCUGUUUGCGGGAGUGAUGUUGCAGCUGGAGCAGGCCGGCCUGGAUGUUGCGGCUGCGCUCGACGGCAGCCCUGCAGGCGGCAGGUCAGAUGCAGAUCAGCAGCAGCAGCAGCAGCAGCAGCGUGACGCCUUGCAGAAGGAACUGCAGGCGGCGUUGACCAGGAUGCAAGCGGCGUGGGCCGAGGCGCAGCGCGGUGGCCAGCCGUUGCCGCUUGCUGGCAGGGCGGAGCUGUACCAGCGGGAGGCCAUGCCAGCAGCCAUUGAGCUGGGCGCCCUGCUGCAGCAGUACUGGUCGCUGCCCGAGCAGGUGGCGGCAGCUGAGCUAAAGCUGGCAGAGAUUGCUGCCUGCCGCCCCUGCGCCCAUCUGCGCUGUCCCAGGCUGGAUACGACCUCGGGGGACAGCAGGAACAAGCUGUGCGCCGGGUGUCGGGCGGUGCGAUUCUGCAGUCCGGCAUGCAGCAAGGCGGCGUGGAAGGCGGGGCACAAGCGCGUGUGCGGGGCACUGGCAGCCAAGCAGCAGCUGCGCUGA
Molecule: messenger RNA, 2112 nt
Organism: Chlorella variabilis
Lineage: Eukaryota; Viridiplantae; Chlorophyta; Trebouxiophyceae; Chlorellales; Chlorellaceae
Exons: 4
Coding region: 1-2112 (703 amino acids)
Source: RefSeq, a predicted model, not a curated record